AACAUCUACCUUGCUCCAUGAAGGCCGCAUUAGAAACCAACUGAAGCAAUGAGGUUUCAACUGAAGUAUUACUUGCAUUACUUGGUUCUAUUGGGCUUCAGCUGUGUAAUUUCUACCUAUGGCCCAUAUCAGAGGGCCCAGAAGACAGGGGACAUACUGCUGGGGGGGCUUUUCCCGAUACACUUUGGGGUGGCCUCCAAAGACCAGGAUCUUGCAGCAAGGCCAGAGUCAACUGAGUGUGUCAGGUAUAACUUUCGUGGAUUCCGUUGGCUACAAUCUAUGAUCUUCGCUAUAGAGGAGAUCAACAACAGCUCUACUCUUCUUCCAAACCUCACGCUUGGCUAUCGUAUAUUUGACACAUGCAACACUGUCUCGAAGGCCCUGGAGGCGUCGCUAAGCUUUGUUGCACAGAAUAAGAUUGAUUCGCUCAACUUGGAUGAGUUCUGUAACUGCACAGGGAACAUCCCAUCAACCAUUGCAGUGGUUGGGGCGUCUGGAUCUGCAGUGUCUACAGCAGUGGCUGACCUAGUGGGCCUCUUCUACAUUCCUCAGAUCAGCUAUGCUUCAUCCAGUCGCCUUUUGAGCAACAAGAAUCAGUACAAAUCCUUCAUGAGAACUAUCCCCACAGAUGAGUAUCAGGCUAUUGCUAUGGCUGCCAUCAUUGACCACUUCCAGUGGAACUGGGUGAUUGCUAUCGCCUCUGAUGAUGAGUAUGGCCGUCCGGGGAUCGAAAAGUUUGAGAAUGAAAUGUUUCAUAGGGACAUCUGCAUCGAUCUUAAUGUUUUAAUUUCACAAUACAUUGAUGAAGCUGAGAUUCGCCGCCUGGCAGAUCGCAUCGAAAACUCAACCGCCAAGGUCAUUGCUGUGUUUGCUAGCGGACCAGAUGUUGAGCCACUUAUUAAAGAGAUGGUGAGGCGAAACGUCACAGACCGGGUCUGGUUGGCGAGUGAGGCAUGGGCCAGCUCUAGCCUGGUUGCCAAGCCAGAGUACAUCGAUGUCAUGGGAGGAACGAUUGGCUUUGCACUGAGGGCUGGGCACAUACCCGGCUUUAAAGAGUUCUUACAGCAAGUCCAUCCAAAGAAGUCCAGCCACAAUGAAUUUGUGAGGGAAUUUUGGGAGGAGACUUUUAACUGUUACCUAGAAGAUAGUCCAAGAAAUGAGGACAGUGAAAAUGGCAGUACAAGUUUCAGACCUCUGUGCACUGGUGAAGAGGACAUUGCAAGUGUAGAGACACCGUACCUGGACUACACGCACCUAAGGAUUUCUUACAAUGUGUACGUGGCUGUUUAUGCCAUAGCACAGGCACUUCAGGACAUACUUACCUGCACACCUGGAAAAGGGUUGUUUGCUAAUGGCUCUUGUGCAGACAUUAGGAAAGUUGAAGCAUGGCAGGUUCUGAAACAGCUGAGACACCUCAACUUCAUAAACAGCAUGGGGGAGAGGGUGCGUUUUGACAACGGCAGUGAGCUCUCAGCAAAUUAUACCAUCAUAAACUGGCAUCGAUCACCUGAGGAUGGGUCUGUUGUAUUUAAGGAAGUUGGUUAUUACAGCAUACAUAACAAGAACGGGGCCAAACUUUCCAUUGACAAGACAAAAAUACUGUGGAACGGCCGUCUUACUGAGGUACCAUUUUCCAACUGUAGCGACGAGUGUGAACCUGGAACCAGAAAAGGAAUUAUUGAUGGCAAACCCACAUGCUGCUUCGAGUGUACAGAGUGCUCAGAUGGCGAGUACAGUGAUCAUAAAGAUGCCAGUGUUUGCUCUAAAUGCCCAAACAACUCCUGGUCUAACGGCAAUCACACUUCCUGCUUUCUGAAGGAGAUUGAGUUUCUGUCCUGGACCGAACCUUUUGGGAUCGCUUUAACCUUAUUUGCGGUGCUUGGGGUUCUGUUAACAGCUUUUGUGUUGGGUGUUUUUGUGCAAUUCCGUGAUACUCCAGUUGUGAAAGCAUCCAACCGAGAGCUCUCAUUUCUUUUGCUUUUUUCGCUUAUCUGUUGUUUCUCUAGCUCUCUUAUAUUCAUAGGCGAACCACAGGACUGGACAUGCCGUGUACGGCAACCAGCCUUUGGAAUCAGCUUUGUGUUAUGCAUCUCUUGCAUUCUUGUUAAAACCAAUCGUGUCCUACUAGUGUUUGAAGCCAAAAUCCCCACCAGUCUUCACCGUAAAUGGUGGGGACUGAACCUGCAGUUCUUACUAGUGUUCCUGUUCACAUUUGUCCAAGUGAUGAUCUGCGUGGUUUGGUUGUACAAUGCUCCACCAGGGAGUUACAAAAACUAUGACAUUGAUGAAAUCAUCUUCAUCACCUGUAAUGAGGGCUCCAUGAUGGCGUUGGGAUUCCUCAUUGGCUAUACAUGCCUGCUGGCUGCCAUCUGUUUCUUCUUUGCAUUCAAGUCUCGAAAACUUCCCGAAAACUUCACGGAGGCCAAGUUCAUCACAUUUAGUAUGCUCAUUUUUUUCAUCGUUUGGAUCUCCUUCAUCCCUGCGUACUUCAGCACGUACGGCAAGUUUGUCUCAGCGGUUGAGGUCAUUGCCAUUCUGGCUUCCAGCUUCAGUUUGCUAGCCUGUAUCUUUUUCAACAAGGUGUACAUCAUUCUCUUAAAACCAUCCAGGAACACAACUGAGGAGGUUCGCUGUAGCACAGCAGCUCAUUCUUUCAAAGCAGCAGCGAAGGCGACUCUACGACACAGCUCUGCCUCCAGAAAGCGAUCAGGCAGUGUGGGGGGCUCCUCUGCCUCCUCGCCCUCUUCAUCGAUCAGCAUGAAGACCAAUGGGAAUGAAACAGAGUCCCCCUCUACACGCAGACACAGUCAGAAACCAAGGGUGAGCUUUGGAAGUGGAACAGUCAGUCUCUCCUUAAGCUUUGAGGAAGCUAGAAAGAACUCGGUGAAGUGAUUAAUAAGAACUU
Messenger RNA from Rhinichthys klamathensis goyatoka, 2905 nucleotides. It is a transcript of the gene casr, whose product is annotated as calcium-sensing receptor. Gene Ontology annotation, cellular component: membrane. The record is from RefSeq and is a predicted model, not a curated record. Lineage: Eukaryota; Metazoa; Chordata; Actinopteri; Cypriniformes; Leuciscidae. Bases 49 to 2892 code for a protein of 947 amino acids. Gene Ontology annotation, molecular function: G protein-coupled receptor activity; calcium ion binding. Gene Ontology annotation, biological process: G protein-coupled receptor signaling pathway; detection of calcium ion; intracellular calcium ion homeostasis. The transcript has 6 exons.